GAUAUAUUCACAUUUCCGAAUCAGAAAAAAAAAAUAAAUAAAUUGGCUCUGCAUCUUAUCGUUGUCAACGAUAGAAAACAGUUUAGUGGCCGACAGAACCAUCGUCCGACAGCGCUAAAAUCUUGCUCGAAACAAUUGUUUGAGUAAAACCAAUUUAUUUAGUAAAUAAAAUUAGGCUUGUACAAUUCUAGUCGAUUUAAUAUUGUAUUAUAAUGAUUGCAUUGAGUUGCUACAAAAGUCUAAUACAUUCAAGGUGUUUAGCAAGCAAUAUUGUAUCAGGUGUAAAAUAUUUGUCCACGCAACCAUCUCGAAAUGCAAGAUUAGCUGAGGUGGGUAAAUUGGCCGCACCAAAAAUAAAUGAAAACUAUGUAACGGGACAAUUUUUUCUACAUCGUGUAUUCGGGUAUCGGGGUGUAAUUCUGUUUCCAUGGCGUGCCAAAACUUAUGAUCGAAAUACAUAUGCAUCAACCGAAGAAAAUACGACAAAUGCCAGUGAAACCGAUUCAACAACAUCAACGACUAGCGAUGAGGAGACAACAACGACGACGCCAACAGAAGAAACAGCCACAAAUGGAACUGACGCCAAAACAAAGAAUGGAAAACAAAAAACGAAAGUUGCAAAGAAAAUCGAAACCGAUGCCACAAAAAACGAUGGCAAGAAAGAAGUUACAUUCGAUGUUCAAACCUACUAUCAAGUGCUGAUUGACUCACGGGAUUGUCCACAUGUGAGGGCCCAAACCGAAGCCGUUACAUUUUUAGCCAAAAAAGAAACAAAUCGAAAUCUAUAUGCAAUUCAGGGUCUUGACUAUGUAUCACAUGAUGAUAUUAUACCGUAUUCGGUGUGGAGCCGAGAUCGAAAACCACUACGUCAUGAUUUAUUUGAUCAGUUUCUGGAGCAUACCGGCAAAUAUGAUGUGUCAUUCAAAGCAACGGAAAUGCUGUAUGCGUGGCAACAGAAAAAUCAUAGAUUUCUUGAAAUGACCGAAGUACAUCGUGAAACUACCGAAAAUAUACGAGUGACUGUGAUACCAUUUUAUAUGGGAAGCAAACAAUCAGCCCGUACACCAAUUCAUUGGUGGCGAUACAGCAUUCGCUUGGAAAAUUUGGGUCAAUUAAGCGUACAAUUGCGUGAAAGACAUUGGAGAAUAUUUGCAUUAUCCGGAACAUUGGAAACUGUUCGAGGUCGUGGUGUUGUUGGUCAAGAGCCGAUUCUGAAUUCACGAGCGCCAGCCUUUCAAUAUUCAUCACACAUAAGCUUACAAGCACCAAGCGGCCAUAUGUGGGGUACAUUUUUAAUGGAUCGAGAAGAUGGUGUUAGUUUCGAUUGUCGUAUACCGCCGUUUUCAUUGGAUAGUACAUCAAAUUUAUACACAAAUGAAUAAAAGUCACUUGAAUUUUCCCGUUUAAAAAACAUUAAAAAAUU
Molecule: messenger RNA, 1423 nt
Organism: Contarinia nasturtii (swede midge)
Lineage: Eukaryota; Metazoa; Arthropoda; Insecta; Diptera; Cecidomyiidae
Gene: POLDIP2
Product: polymerase delta-interacting protein 2
Exons: 6
Coding region: 213-1382 (389 amino acids)
Biological process (GO): error-free translesion synthesis
Cellular component (GO): nucleus; mitochondrial nucleoid
Molecular function (GO): DNA binding
Source: RefSeq, a predicted model, not a curated record